CGGUGUUUUCUGGGAUGUUUUCUCAUGCUGCCGUUCGCAGUGUGGCCCUACAAGCAACUGUCGCGCUCGACGCACUCAGCUUUACGACAGUUGCUAGUUCUCCCAAAACUUGGUUUCCGACAGUGACUUGAAAGUACCACGGCGGUGAAUAAGCUUUUUUUUCGGUUGUCGACAUUCGUUUCGAAAACAAGUUUUAAAUUGGUACAGCAGGACUCAGUUAUAUAAAAAUAAUAUUCUGGGCGCGUGUAUACGAGGUGUAGACCGUACCUAGAGUUUUUUAAGCCUUACCAUUGUGUGGUUAGUGAAGUUGAAACUCGAGGCCCAGUGAACGGAGAAGCUCGGAAGAAAAAAAGUUUUGUUAUUGUCAUGUGACGUGAUACGCAUGUGGCGAUAAAGUGUGGCUAAUCUCUCGGAUUAUUUACACCCAGUUAUUUGAUUUCAGCGUACAAGUCCUAUUUACAAAGUAUGCCUCAACCAAAAUAUAGAAAGAUCGCUGUUUUGGGGUACCGGUCAGUUGGAAAGUCCUCUCUCACUAUUCAGUUCGUGGAAGGGCAGUUUGUAGAUGCAUACGACCCUACAAUCGAAAACACUUUUAAUAAAAUGGUGUCCAUGAAUGGACAAGACUUUAAUCUUCAGCUGGUCGACACUGCUGGACAGGACGAGUACUCAAUUUUCCCACAGUCUCACUCAAUGGACAUUCACGGUUAUGUUCUGGUGUACUCUGUCACCUCAAUGAAAAGCUUCGAAGUGGUUCAGGUUCUACAUGACAAACUGCUUGACAUGGUUGGAAAAAUACAGGUGCCAACUGUUCUGGUUGGAAAUAAAAAAGACCUUCACAUGGAAAGAGUUAUUAAACCAGAAGAAGGCAAGAAGUUAGCUGACUCUUGGGGAGCUGCCUUUAUGGAAUCAUCUGCUAAGGAAAACCAGACAGCUGUAGAAGUUUUUAAGCGGAUUAUUUUGGAAAUGGAGAAAGCGGACGGAAAUGCCCCGUCUGAGGAGAAGAAAUGUUGCGUGAUGUAGAUGCUGGUCUCUUUCAAAGACACACAGCAAGCUGCCUGGCCAAAGUUAAGAGUGACAUCAUCACCAGUCAGUACGAUGCAGUGUGGUGGUGGGACUGCUGUUCUAAAACUCGACCCACUCCUCACAGCAGACAGGAAGAUUUAUAUAUGAAUUUACAUGAAAUUGAGAAAAGCACGAAGAAUGGUAAGCUGUCCCAGAAAAAAAAAAAAAUCCCCCGAAAGGAAAACAAAUAUGUCUAGCCUCAAUUACACUACUGUUCAUUUUCAAUCAAAAUACUUAAAGGUGCAUUUAAAAUGAAUUGUAAACACCUCCAUUGUUUUAACUGCACCUCUUAAAUUUCUGACUUUGUUACAAUGUUGGGCCCCAUAGCACACAUCUGAUAACCUCUGUGCCAUAGGGAUUUGUUGAAUGAACUAUGACCUGGUCAACUCCUGCUGGAUAACAUGCCUUCAACAUAGCAUGAAUGAAUGAAUGAAUCAUGACUUAUAAAUCCUUUUCAUCCAUCCAUGAUUUAAUGUGCUGAACCAUGUGCCUGAUGCGUUCUUGGUGACGUGAGUGGGCAGGUAUCAUAUCCUUGCCAUAACAAAUACUGAGGCCUAAAGCAAGUGCACAUUCUCUCUCUCUCUCUCUUUCUCCCUCUCUUUCUCUCUCUCUCUCUCUCUCUCUCUCUCUCUCUGUUUCUCUCUCUCUCUCUCUCUCUCUCUCGCUUUCUAUCUCUGUCUCUUUUUCGGGUAAAUUUAAAUUUUUAUUCACCAUUGUAUUAUUUUUUUUUUAUUAUUUGUCUCUAGAUCUGACUAGAGAUUUUUUUUUGUUUGUUUUUGUUUUUUUUUUUGUUUUUUAAACAAUUGUGUUUGUCAUUUUUGUCUAGUAUAGCUCUGGUUCAUGCUGCAGCAACUGUGUAUGUAGGAUUUGUAAGAAAUGUAGUUAUAUGUGGUGCAGAAAAGUUCCGAGAAAGGCAGAACUUGCCUUGACAGUAUACCAAAGCCAGUGAUCACCAUGAAAACGGCUUUUAAAUAAAUUCUUUGACUUUUAUGCCCCAGGAAUAAUGUAGUUGGUUUGUUUUUGCUUUCGAGGUGAAGCGAUUAAUCAGGUUUUAUGGGAUGGUAGAGGAUAAAUUAGGAGUUGAUUAGUUGUUUAGAUUCAAAUCAGGGAUAAACUUCAUAAUUGUACAGCAAAGUCUGAAAAAUAGCAUAUCCUAAGCUGCUGAAAUUUGAAAAUUCAACAAAACCUUGGAACCUGAUGCUUCAGACAUUGAAAGGAAUAUUUAGUGAUUCAAAUCUCUCAGAACAUGUAUUUAUCCAUUAAGAACCACUGAGAAACAAAGAAUUUGUUCUGGAGAAAAUAAGCUAACAGUAAGUUGGCAGUAACAUAACGUUGCAUAUUGGGGUAGGAAAGAGAAAACCCUCACACCUGAGUUUGGGAGGGAAAAAACAUAACUUCAGUCUGAUCUACUGGUUUUUGAUCUCCUCCAACCCAAACGCCUGGGAAACCUGACUGCUUAUUUAUGGCUCAUUUAUCUAGAUCAUCUGUCUAAAUCAUCUCAUUUUCUAGCAGCUAUCUUCGUUCAGAAAGUGAUCGUCACAGAAAGUUUAAGAGAUUUAUCCCUUAACACCCAGACAUCCGAACUCUAUGAUGAAUCCAAUCAGCUUCAGAUGGCAUGCUCGUUUAUCUCCAGUGGAAAUGCUAUCAAAACCGUUACAUCAAAAACUCAAAGUACAGUUGUUAGUAAUUAGCAACUGUAUUAACAAUCUCAUAUUAAGAUACCGCAGUGUUAUAGAUUGGAGCGUUUUCCAAUUUGUAUUGUUUGUUCCAUAGACAUUUCCUAGCAUGUUUCUUAUUUAAUGGUGUCAUAUAAAAGUAUUCAAGCCGUACAGAUAUGUUCUCAGGUAUGUGGUCUGAGAAAGUCUUCAGCACAUUUGUGGUUCUACAAAGCACAUUGUUUACUGGACUAAUGGAAUUGGAUUGGUCUUCAACAUUGACAGUUUAAGCUUGAUUGGUUUGAUUUAACUUGAAAUUAGCAGUAUUGUGGAAAUCCUACAUAUUGAAUACUAAAAUAUUUAAUGCUUGAUCAGCCCUUUGCUUUACUUCAGAGCUGUUUUUUUUUUUCCCAUAGUAGAAAACUUGAUUGUGUCCUUUUUUGGGUGCUGAAGGGGAGCGUUGUUGUCUUUAUUUUGAUUAGCGGGGAUAACUGAUAUUUUAAGAAAGAGAGGUGGUGCUGUGUUAAGUGCCUUUACCCCCAAACCACCUCUGGUCUGUGCUCAUGUCCAAGCAUUGAACUAUUUGUCCUGUAUUCCUUAUGCAGUGUAACAUCAAAACUCCACACUCAUCCGGCAUCAGAUUGCAGUUUGUAUACGUCUUAUUUAGGCUAGCAGCUUGGUGCUGGAUUUAUCGCAUGGUCUUGGGUGCACAUGUCAAGAUGGGGAUAAAAAUUGCAUGACAUAAUAGGUUAAUUUAAAAUCAUUCAUUGUCUUUUAGCAUAAAGAUUGGCUAUUUCUGGAAUUCAGCAUGAUAACUGACAAAGUAUGAUGGCAUACAAAUAAGCAGGUAGUUGUCCUCAGAUUACUGUUAGAGGGAGGAAAGUCACCAGCAUCCAUUCGGUUAUAAAAUAUUCAGACACAUUAAAAUUCCUUCAAGUUCAUGGUGCUCUUUCAGGGUUCUUCUUCUCAAUGUCACCUAAAGUUUGUACUUAUGGGGAAUCCUCUUGUGAUAUGCCCCUAAACCUCUGAGUCUCUGCUGUGGAGGUCAUAGUUAAUUCAGAAAAUCUUGCUGUAAACAAUUUUGUAUAUACAAAUAAAAUCUUUACUCCUUUAAA
This is a messenger RNA of Pangasianodon hypophthalmus (striped catfish), 3832 nucleotides long. It is a transcript of the gene rhebl1, whose product is annotated as Ras homolog, mTORC1 binding like 1. Gene Ontology annotation, biological process: small GTPase-mediated signal transduction. The transcript is spliced from 8 exons. Gene Ontology annotation, molecular function: GDP binding; GTPase activity; GTP binding. The coding region runs from base 466 to 1020 and encodes 184 amino acids. Lineage: Eukaryota; Metazoa; Chordata; Actinopteri; Siluriformes; Pangasiidae. Gene Ontology annotation, cellular component: plasma membrane. The record is from RefSeq and is a predicted model, not a curated record.